AUGUCUGUUGAUGUCGAGGAUGUAGCAGGGUCUGCAAAUGUAUGGAGUAGAGGUUUUUGUUCGUGGAGGCAUGAUGUUGUGCUGAAUUUUCAUAUAGAAGAUGUUGACGGUCGUUGUAAGACUUUGAUCGAGGGAAUCAAAAUCGAAAUCGAUUUGUUUCAUUUUUGUUUUUGGCUACGUACUGAAGAAUGAAUAGAUGUAGCUACAUGAGAAAGAUAAUCAGGC
This is a messenger RNA of Amoebophrya sp. A25, 225 nucleotides long. The record is from the annotation of a GenBank genome assembly. Lineage: Eukaryota; Dinophyceae; Syndiniales; Amoebophryaceae.